Hyposmocoma kahamanoa is the source of this 1653-nucleotide messenger RNA. RefSeq names its product leucine-rich repeat-containing protein 34-like. The transcript has a single exon. The record is from RefSeq and is a predicted model, not a curated record. Lineage: Eukaryota; Metazoa; Arthropoda; Insecta; Lepidoptera; Cosmopterigidae. Gene Ontology annotation, molecular function: protein binding. Bases 1 to 1419 code for a protein of 472 amino acids.
AUGGUUGUUAAUAACGUAGAGACGAAACCGAUAGUGGUAACACAAGUAGUGAAGAGAGAUCAUAGGAAUCGUAAAAAACGAUGCAUUUGUGACACAGAAAGGUUACUGGGUCAAAUUACUGGUAGUCCAGAGUUGCUAGAAGACACAGAACUAAAUAAAAUACGCCUGAACCUUUUUACGGAAAGAAACUCUGACGGCUCUGGUUACUUGGUUUUAAGGGGCAAAGAUAUUUACGACAGGUAUCAACGACGAAUUCAAGAUCAGGACAUCAGAGCCAUCUGUCUUUAUGUGCGGGAAUCACCGCGGUGGAUUACAAGACUCGAUUUGUGUUACAAUGAAAUCACUGAUGUUGGAUUUUGCAAGUUACUUAAAAAGCUAUUGGUGAAGUCACGAUCGAGUGUUAUUAACUUAAAUAUAAUGAAUAAUAAUUUGAGUGAAAUUUCGAUGCAAUAUUUAGCUUUAUACGCGCCGUUAAUAAAACUGAAAUAUUUACGAUUAAACGGAAAUGAAAUUGGAACCAAAGGAGGAGAAUACAUUGCAAAGUUUUUGAGAGAUAAUAAAAGUGUAGAGUACCUCGAUAUUGGUGAAACAAGUCAGACGCUUACUAGUGUUGCCCACGUAAUAACAGCGUUACGUCACGAUCAUGGUAAAAAUGAAACUGUAAAAGUUUUCGAGUUUAGUCGAAUUGUUCCGGUUUUUAAUCGUUAUUCAUUGGAAACGAAAUGGCUUGCGUACCAUAUUGAAUAUUUAUUGGAAAGGAAUACUUCUAUAAUUGAAUUACAUUUGCAGAAAAAUGAAUUCAUCUCGCACGACAUGGAGUACCUUGCAAGAGGGCUGAAACGGAAUAAUACAUUACUCUAUUUAGAUUUAGGCUAUAACAAAAUUGGUGACCAUGGAGCCGAAAUAUUGGCGGAUUAUCUAAGGGAAUGCCCUCAAUUAGUUUUACUAAACAUAGCCGGAAAUGGUAUAAGAGAUUUAGGUGCCCGAGCACUAAGUUUAGGAUUACCAUAUUCGCAGAUUCGUGCGUUGGACAUUUCUCAGAAUAAAAUUAAUGAUGAAGGAAUCAUGGACAUACUCAACACUAUCAAAAAACCUUAUUUUUUGAGGUUUUUGAACUUAUGGGGCAACAAAAUAACACACUCAACUUGUUUAGUGAUCGAAAGAAUGCUCCUAAGUGGUGUAUUGUUUCAACACACACUCGACAUACAGUUAUACGAAGUCGACGAGAUCUUGUACGCAGCAUACUACCCUAACCCGGCUGAUAGAAAUAAACACUUAUAUUACUGUGAAUUAGAUUUUGGGUAUGCACAACCAAUUUAUCAUAUUAAAAGAAACAUUAUUGAGGAAAAGAAAAAGGUCAAAGUAGACUGUAAAAUGAGGCAUACAUUGGACAAAACAACGACAGAUGGAAAGUUUUAAAAAGGAACUUGCAAGUAGACUACUAGCGCCACAUGACGGUAGAAUUUGGAACAAUCAGCCAGACAGAGUUUUAGCGGAUAUUUUGGACGUUAACUUUGAAUUGGUACAUUUCUUAAACAUUGAUCUUAGUAGAAACUACAGUAAAUUACGGGCAAAAACGGGCAAGACGGUCAAAUAAAUUAUACUAUCAGGUAUCGGAAUAGGUAGAGUUUUUCACCUAAACUUCGAGGAACA